Molecule: messenger RNA, 837 nt
Organism: Sabethes cyaneus
Lineage: Eukaryota; Metazoa; Arthropoda; Insecta; Diptera; Culicidae
Exons: 4
Source: RefSeq, a predicted model, not a curated record
AAUAAUAAUAAUAAUAAUAAUAAUAAUAAUAAUAAUAAUAAUAAUAAUAAUAAUAAUAAUAAUAAUAAUAAUAAUAAUAAUAAUAAUAAUAAUAAUAAUAAUAAUAAUAAUAAUAAUAAUAAUAAUAAGGCGGAAUCUGGUGACAACGUUCAGCAACGAUUCUAUAAUAAUAAUAAUAAUAAUAAUAAUAAUAAUAAUAAUAAUAAUAAUAAUAAUAAUAAUAAUAAUAAUAAUAAUAAUAAUAAUAAUAAUAAUAAUAAUAAUAAUAAUAAUAAUAAUAAUAAUAAUAAUAAUAAUAAUAAUAAUAAUAAUAAUAAUAAUAAUAAUAAUAAUAAUAAUAAUAAUAAUAAUAAUAAUAAUAAUAAUAAUAAUAAUAAUAAUAAUAAUAAUAAUAAUAAUAAUAAUAAUAAUAAUAAUAAUAAUAAUAAUAAUAAUAAUAAUAAUAAUAAUAAUAAUAAUAAUAAUAAUAAUAAUAAUAAUAAUAAUAAUAAUAAUAAUAAUAAUAAUAAUAAUAAUAAUAAUAAUAAUAAUAAUAAUAAUAAUAAUAAUAAUAAUAAUAAUAAUAAUAAUAAUAAUGUGUACGUUAUGGUGGCAUUUCUCUUUCAUGCGGCUGGUCACUUUAGCCAUGCUCUGAAUUACGAGAAGAUCGAACGGGAGUAUUCCUGCUUCAGACAUAACUGCAGGAGUCGGGCUCGUAACGUAUGCUCCAAUGGCAAAUCGGACCAUUUUGUUGUAGGUGGGCGCAAGGAUUUGAUGGACGGCCUGGCCUGCUCUACUUACCAAGCCAAUACCGUAGAGAAGGCGCGAGGUAACGAUUGCCGAUCCGAUUUGCAGUAG